AUGCCCGCAACCACCAUUUUAGAUAGUCACCAAACGGUCACAUCGCUGAAGUCAAUUGAACUGAUACUAGAUAAUAACAACAAGGGUGAUAUACCAUCGAGGUAUCAGUUUAGGAACCUGACGUUCUCAAACCUCACAUGGACCUACCAACAGAACCAAUGCGGAACACCGGUUUACCAGUGUGAAAAUGUUUUGGGUCAGACGGGUCUCCCUGAGAACCCAACCCUUCAAUCACUUGACGGAAUGUUGACCGAGAUACCUCAAGAGCUGCUCAUUUUGAUAGUCGAGCACACGGGCAUAUUCACGGCGCUGGCCUUGCGAAACGCGGGUCAUGUUCCCCUCCCGCGUUCUCUUGAAAAUCUCGAACAAUUGACAUCCGAGAAAGUUGAAGCGAUUACUUGUCGAGCAGCAUCGCUCUGUGACACAUGGGAAAACCAUGCCGUCGGGACGAAAUCUGUCUGGAGAUUAGAUCUCCCCCGCUCUGUAACAUGGCUGAGGCUAGUCGAGGCGCGAUGGCUCCUUGUGGCCUCAUCAGACACCGUAUGCAGCAGCCUAGAUCUGUAUGACUUGGCAGCUCUCGAAAACAAUGGUCUGGUCCCGCUCAUAGGAUGCUACCUACCGGGGCCUAUCUUGAGCGGAGAGGCGGAAAUCCAGGACGGCCGGUUGGUACCAAUCCUUCGAGUUCUCGCCCUCUGCAAAGUGGAUGGGGGACAAAUUUUCAGUGAAGUUAGGAGCUUGGUAGGGUAUAGUGACAUCAUGCUCCUUCACAACGAUUUCGUUGUUUGUGGAACAAAGGAUAAUAUGGCUAUUCCUCAUAUUGUCUACUGGAAAACGGGGGCUUUCUACGCGGUUGAGGAUGUACUAGAUGAAAAGGGAACCCGGUUCAAGGCUUGCAUCUGGGAUAGCCUCAUCGUGACCGUUGGCGCAGUCAAUAUCAAAAUUUAUUCGCUUCCUUCACCACAGGCCCCCUCUUGCAAGAUCCAGACAUUAUCUCUGUCUACUUUCAUGUGCAGUGAAGUGGAGGAAGUCUCGUUCUUCAAGGGUGCACAUACCGUAAAUCCCCCGUCCCUUUGUUCCGAUAGGAUGGUUACACCAUCCGAGCUUUCCUGGAUCAAGCCCUUUUAUCCUACAGAUGAUUACCCGAGGGAACCCAAAGACGGCGGUAUUUGGAAGUGCACGUUGCGGCACAGCUUGAACCCAGACGCGAGCGAGCUCUAUUCCAUCUCAGACCCCGACAGAGUUUCUAGCUCACUCGCCAUGUCCUUGACCACUGGAUCAUCCGGAUGCCAUGUGCUUUGGGUAGAUGAUCCAUAUCGCUCUAAAAUCUCUCUUUGUAAACACGCUCAGGCGCCAUAUAUUGAGCAGGCAGACCUGGCUGCACUCCCGCAGCUUGCCUUCGAUUACACGUUGGGUAUUAUUGCCGUUGGUAACCUGGCUGGAGAAAUUGCCGUCAUCGACCUUGUCGGCUCCCCACUCGCAUCUCUUUUUGAAUGUGACCCCAUGCCGCUGAGUCCGCUAAGCGGAGUUCAGAGACUGGCUUCAACGAUGUACAUACCACUUGACGUCAUUCCCUCAAUAUGGAACCGCCCCACUGGUAUGAAUGCCUUUGACUACGAACAGCGUUUACUCCCGGCACGCAUCCUCGAUCUCUCCAGUUCCCAGAUUCCCGCAUUGCCCGAACAUUGGAGAGACCGCGAAUCCCUUCGCUUCCGGAGCCACCUUUGUGAAGAUACCCCGUUCAAGGACGACCUCGCCUUCAAGCUUCCGCAUUCCUACGAGUUUCUCGGGCGAGUGCAGCUGAUUCUUGACGGUGUCAUGAGCCACACACUUUUGUCCAAAGGCGGUCUCUAUUUCAUAUACACCGGUCCAGGGGAAGAGGAGUUCAUCGUGUUUCGUGGAGGGACUACCUUGAGCGACAUCUUGAACUGCAUUCGAGAUUUCCCUGAAGCUGGUCUUAGGUUUCCGUGGCUGCAUCAUGAGACGACCGUAUUUCUCUCUGUUGCCGCUGAAGAAAAGGGCGGCUGUAUGCAGGUGGCCACCAGGGCUGAGCGUUCUAAGUUGGAGAAGAAUCGAUUCCACGACAUGCGAGCCAGGGGAGGACAUCCACCGAUGUGGCUCACAAAUGGCAAGUGGUGA
Coniophora puteana RWD-64-598 SS2 is the source of this 2136-nucleotide messenger RNA. RefSeq lists its product as uncharacterized. NCBI's taxonomy places the organism in Eukaryota, Fungi, Basidiomycota, Agaricomycetes, Boletales, Coniophoraceae. Bases 1 to 2136 code for a protein of 711 amino acids. The transcript has 9 exons. The record is from RefSeq and is a predicted model, not a curated record.